Molecule: messenger RNA, 2249 nt
Organism: Cimex lectularius (bed bug)
Lineage: Eukaryota; Metazoa; Arthropoda; Insecta; Hemiptera; Cimicidae
Product: glucose dehydrogenase [FAD, quinone]-like
Exons: 2
Coding region: 272-2116 (614 amino acids)
Molecular function (GO): oxidoreductase activity, acting on CH-OH group of donors; flavin adenine dinucleotide binding
Source: RefSeq, a predicted model, not a curated record
GGAUCGGAAGGAAGGAAGUGACAGGAAGUGCAUCGGACCUUCAAAGCUCACCUUCGAUUUGUUGUUGGAAGCCGGAGUUCGAGGGCCUAGUCUAGGUGGGUCGGAAAGUGGCCCUGUCGUCCGCCCCUCUUCGCUAAGUCGAACCAAGCGAUUCCUGCACCUUCGGCCGGCCAAUUCAUUCUGCAUUCUUCUCUCAUGCAGAAAUGACACGAAAACACCAAGUAUUAUCCUCACCUUGAAGAAAUUGAUUUGGAUUAAAACGAAUUGAAGAAUGGGCAAAAUAAAAGAGAUGCUGAAAUCGUUGCUGGUCGUCAGUUUUUUCGCCGGAAUCAUCGGCUUCAACAGCCCGUUUAUGGACGAGCUCCGGAGGAUCUACGAACGACAGGGUCUCCCGUUCAGGGAAGAGCGUUUCCUCGAGAAUCAGCCGAUCCUUCAAGAAUACGAUUUCAUUGUCGUCGGAUCAGGACCUGCCGGAUCAGCAGUCACGCGGAGGUUGACGGAGAUUCCGGAGUGGAAGGUUCUCCUCCUGGAGGCGGGCAUCGAAGGAACGGUAUACAACGACCUACCGUCCGUUAGUCCUUUUUUCAUCCUGACCAACUACAGCUGGGGCUAUAAAGCCGAGCAUCAGAACAAGGUUUGUCUCGGCCUGGAAGACGGACUCUGUCUCUGGCCUUCGGGAAAAGGCGUAGGCGGCGGAACGAUCAUGAACGGGAUGAUCAUGACCAGAGGGCACCCGACUGACUACGACAGAUGGGGCCAGGAGGGCUGGUCGUACAAAGAUGUUCUUCCUUAUUUCUUGAGAUCUGAACGGAUGACCAUUCCCAGUCUCAGAAAUUCAUCUUUCCACUCUACCGAAGGGCCUAUCAACAUCGAAUACCCAUUCCCGUCUUCCCUGAUCAAUCGUUUCCUCAAAGCCGGAAAAGAGUUCGGCUAUAGGAUCGUCGAUUAUAACAACGGAAGGACGCCAGAAGGGUUUUCCAAAACGCAGACCAGCAUAAGAAAGGGAAGAAGGCACAGUGCAGCUACAGCUUACUUGUUUCCGAUCAAAUCCGCCCCGAAUUUUCACAUUGCAAAAAAGGCUUUAGUCACAAGGGUUUUAAUCGAUCCGAAAACCAAUAGGGCUCACGGUGUUGUCUUUAUUAAAAAUGGUAUCGAAAGGGUAGUUUUCGCCCGCAAAGAGAUAAUACUCUCCGCUGGGGCUUUCAACACACCUCAACUUUUGAUGUUGUCCGGAAUCGGACCGAGGGACCACCUCAAGGAGUUAAAUAUCCCUUUAAUAAAAGACCUCCCGGUAGGUGACAAUCUACAAGAACAUUUGACGACAAUAGGAGCGUCGUUUUUAAUAAAUACAACAGACAGUUACACACUAAGGAAAAUGAUUUUUAACUCUUUACCUUAUUUCUACAAAUGGUACAAUUACGGAACGAGUCCUUACGCGAAUAACGGAGCAGAAGGUCUGGCUUAUAUAAGGACAAAUCCUAACCUGUCGAAACCGGAUGUUGAAUUUAUAUUCAUGCCUAUAACAAUCGCUUCGGACGACGGGAUCAUCUUGAGGAGAACGAUGGGGAUCACGGACGAGACUUACUAUCCACCGUUUUCGAAGAUAGGAUACGCCGAAGGAUUUUCGAUUUGGCCGAUGGGCAUGUACCCAGAGAGCCGGGGGAAGGUGAGACUGAGGAGCGUUGACCCACGGGACCCGCCGAUACUUUUCGCCAAUUUUCUUACUCACCCGGCCGACAGCAAGGUCAUUGUCGAAGGGAUCAAAGCGGCGAUCAGGCUGUCGAAAACGACCGCUUUUCAGGAAAUCGGCGCAACCCUGUACACAGCGCCGAUCCCAGGCUGCGAAGACCUCCGUUUCGGGACCAACCCGUACUGGGAAUGCGUACUGAGGACGAUUCCCGUCCAGCUUCACCACCAGUGCUGCACGGCGAGGAUGGGCCGAAGUCCGGCGGAUUCGGUGAUAGACAACCGACUGCGCGUCCACGGCGUCAAGGGGUUGAGGGUCGCCGACGCUUCUGUGAUGCCGACCAUCACCGGUGCUCACACGAUGGCCCCUUGUUACAUGAUCGGUGAAAAGGCUGGUGACCUUAUCAAAGAAGACUGGGGAAAAUUCUGAUACCGCCCACGCUACGCCAAAGAACCCAAUCGACUAAUAGUUUGUGAUAUAAUUGACCAGAACAUUAUUAUAUACUGUAUCUUCGAUAUUUAUAAGCUAAUUUAUGUAAAUUUAGUAAACUAAAAUUACCAUA